AUUCAGUUGCAUUAGUUGUGUUCAUGGACUCACAACAACUACUCAAUAACAUUAAUUCAACUUGAAUUUCAACCUUAAUAUUUACUCUUUUCUUAGACUCUAAUCUUUUUAGGUUACUUUUUUUCCUAUUUUUUGCCUCUUCUUCUUAUUACCGUUUUAUUGUUGAUGUUUUAUCGUUAACCAAUCAAACAGAGAGUAAAUUGUCAUCGCUAUAGCCAUCAUUAUCAUCAUCAUCACUAUCAACAUUAUUGUCUCUAUUCAAUAGUCUGGAUUACAUUUUACUAAUUAAACAUUCCCUUGUUUCCCUUAAAUUCAAUUGUUGACUUGUGACUUGCCUUUUGCAUUGCUUUAACCAUCUCUCUACAGUCGUUAUUAUAUGUGUGUGUUCAUUGAUUACCAAAAAGCCAUUUAACCAUUGACAAAGCAACAUGACAUCAACGUCCAUUGAUAUUUUAGACGAGGAAACAUGUGAUUUUUAUUAUGGCAGCAUUUCCCGUGAAACAGCGGAAUACAUUUUAUGGGAUAAAGGAUGCCUUGAUUCAAUGUUUCUCAUUCGUAAAUCAAAUUCUGAUUACGUUCUUUCAUUGUGCUACCAGAAAAGCAUCCUUCACUAUCGUAUAUCUUACCUUGGAAAUGGUGAGGUUAUGUUACACGGUUUAGAGGCUCAAAAGUUUUCCUCCAUUGAACACCUUUUAGAAGGUGUUGAAGGACUUGCCAUUAAACCCGGUUUACCCUGUGAACGUUCAUCAGGCUGGCAAUUGCCACCCACCUAUUGGGGAUUAACAGUUAGUGAAAUACGUUCAUCGAUAAUAAAAAAAUCCCAUGAAUGGGGCUUUACCGAAGCACUGGUCACUUUUCCCAUUGAAUACCUUUCACUGGGCAACGAUGACUAUAAUCGCUGCAUCUUGACCGAAGUAACUAAAUCAUUAAUUAACAAAACUCUACACGAAAUUCAACCCUGGUUCCAUGGAAGGUUAACCCGACUUGAGGCUGAAAAAAGUCUCGAUGAAAGUGGACACAAGGAGGGAAAAUUUCUAGUCCGUGAAAGAGAUGAAUCAAGUUAUGCAUUAUGCGUUAGCCACGAAGGAACCGCUAAACACUAUCGAAUUGAUAUACUUUCUUCUGGAGAGCUGGCGAUCCAAGACGGACACAAGUUUCCUUCAAUAAUGUCGCUUGUUAGCCAUUAUACUGUUUUCACUGAUGGUUUAUGGACCUCAUUAGGUGAACCUUGUCCUCACUUGAUUAACCCCAAUCAAGCAUAUUCAACUAAUGGUGAUCUUAUUUUGCAAAACACCUUGAGACACAAUGUUGUCAUUAGUGCCAAUAAUGUUGCCAAUAAUCAAAUGAUUGGUGUAAGCGGACUAACAUGUAGACACAAUUGUCCCCAACAGCAACAACAAUAUCAACUGCACCAACAUCACGUUCAACAACAAGGCUGUUUGGUGCAACCUCAAGCCCAUCAACAUCAAAGUGCAAACUUUUACCGUUCCAUGUCAACCGAACGAAAUCGCAACCUUCUCAACACUCAAUCACGGAUGCGACAACCGACUUCAAGCAUUAAAUUGAAAGACUGGUUAUCCAACAUCAACCACAAAUGGAGCCAACUGAUAUCAGCAGUAACACCCAAAAAUGAACCAAAUGAGACCAACCGUCGAGCUCAUCAUUUCUCAACCUUGCCUCGUAACCAUCUUAACCAUCAUCACCAUCAGCAUCAUAAUCAUUCCGUCAACCAUUCCAAUUCCCAGUCAAACCGAUUCAACCUCAACCCUCAGCAUUUCAAUGUUCACCAAGUACUUCAUUCAACACAACCUCAUUCCAACCACCAUCUAAUUAAUCAACAAUCAAUCUAUGAUUAUGCAAUUAACGGUCAUCAAAAUUCAUUAAACUUUCGCUCACUCAAUGUGGAAAUAAACUCACCCUGGAUUAAUCGAAAUCACAAUUUUCUGUUGAACCGAGUUCAUUCAAAUGGAGCUAAUCCCAAUGGGCACAAUGAGAUUGUUACAGAAUCAAAUCAUUAUCAUGAAACUGAUUUGUUUCCAAAAAAUUUCACUUCUCUAAAUGAGAGUAAAAACGGCGAUAAUGGUGACAAUUGUUUUAAUUUAACCUUUUCUAACCAAUUGAUUGACAAUUCAAAAAGUUUGGUAAACAAUUUGACAACCUUUAUACCUUCAGUUGAGGGUAAAAUUGCCAAAAGUGGUUCCAAUAAUGGUACUUCAGGACCUUACCUUGUAAAUGGUUUAAUCAAAUCAUCCAGUUUGGAAGAUGUUUAUUCAACUUCAACUCUUUUAAUCUCACCCUUUCAUGAAGAUGAACAGGCAAAGAAUAAUGUUUAUCUGGAGAAAGAGGAAAAUGAUGCUGAUCAAGUUAAUAAUGGUGAUGAUGAUAAUGAUGAUAAAAAUAAAGAUAAAGAUAAUAAUAUUAAUGAUAAUCAUUUAUCUUCGUCUUGCUCGUCUUUUUCUUCAUCCAUUUUAAUGCCACCAAUUCCAGUGCCUAGAAAGAGUAAACCUUUACUUGGCUUGGUUCAUCCAAUGGUUCAAUAUGCUAAUCAUGAGAUAAUUAAACUGUACCGUGAACCAAGCAAGGCAAGUAAAGCUGAAUCAAGGAGAAAAGAUGAGAAUGAUGAGAAUGAUAAAGAUAAAUCAAAUGAUGAUUCAAAGUGUAAUGAGGCGCCAUUAACUUCACUCAAUGAUAAUGAAUGUAAAGUUAAUGAGAAUCCAAGUGAUUUGUUGUUGUUUGAUGAGAUUUUGGUAAACAAUGGAAACAAUGAUAAAGAAGAUAAUUUACAGCGCUCUUGUAAUCAACAGAUUAAAACUUUAAUCGAAUUGAUUACCGAUGGUUAUUUUAAUCAAACUUUCAAGGGUUCCCAUUGGCCGACCACACCUAAUGAUAUCAAAGUUUCAAAUGUGAUCAAUUCGAGUUCAACUGGAAAUCAAUCGGUUGACUCUACUGUGAUUAGUAGUACAACUUCAUCUGCACCCUUUUCAUCGACCGUAUCAUCUUCAUCUUGUGAUAAAAAAUGCCUUAACACUUUGUAUGCCUGUAAAACUGUAGAAAAUAGUAAUUCCGUUUGCCGUCCAACUGAAUCAUUCAGUGCACCCGUUUCGAGUGAGGCACCAAAUGAACCUGUAAAUAAUUCAGAGCAAAGUGAAAAUUCAACACUUUUGUCAAGUAAACCCGUUUCAAUGGAAUCAAAAGAAGUGGAAAAGGUUGAAAAUUCAAUUGAUUCAGGCCGUCUGGUUGGGUUGUCUGGUGACAGGGAAAACAGUGAUAAUCCCAAUUAUGAGGAAAUUAAUGAAGAACUGAUGAAGGAAAUUGAAGCAACUCGACCUUCGAUUGAAGUUUUACGUGAAUUUGAUUCGUGUUUCCAUUCAAGUGAGGCUGACAAGAGACGGGCAAGUGAACCUGCAAUUUGUGCAGCAACAUCACUCUCUUCAACAUCAACCGUUCCACCUGAUGAGGGUCUCUACAAUAGACCGGAGCUUGUUAAAAAGGCCAACAAACGUGCAACUUUGGAAAGGUCACAGACUACUGCGACGCAUUGGACAUCAGUUGACGCUUCUGGUAUGAUACCGAUGUACGAUUAUGAUGCAUUAAAGUUUGAUCGAGAUUUCAUCGUAAAGGAAGCAUCGCUUGGUUUGUCAAGUCUUGAUCCAAGCCAAUCAGGCUCACAAGUUAAGCUCAACAAGCUUGAUCUAAUUUGCCUUGAGGAAGAUCCGGAAGAAGUGAAUAAAAGUUUAACCCGUUAUAGACAAGGACCGAUAUCACUUGAUCCAAAGUUUAUAACACUUCAGAAACCUUUAGGAAAUGGUUAUUUCGGUGAAGUCUUUCUAGGAACCAUUCCAUCUUCCAGUGGAUGUGCCUCGAUCCAGGUUGCUGUUAAAGUACUCAAACUGAAGGCGAUUCCGAAUCACAAGAGUGAAAUUUUACGUGAAGCUCAAACCAUGUCAGCCUUGGAUCACAAGCACAUUGUUCGCUUGAUAGGCGUCUGUGAAGCCGAUCCAAUCAUGAUAGUCAUGGAACUGGCACCAUUGGGACCAUUAAAUCAAUACCUGAUUGACCAUGGAUUUGGAGUGACCAUUAAAGACAUCAUUGCCUUGUUGCUCCAAGUGGCCAUGGCAAUGCAAUACCUUGAGAGUAAACAGUUUAUCCAUCGUGACUUGGCAGCUCGUAAUGUGCUUUUGGUCAAUGAAAAGUUUGCCAAAGUAAGUGACUUUGGCAUGUCAAGAGCCCUCGGCAUCGGCAAAGAGUAUUACAAGGCUAAAAGUGCAUCCAAAUGGCCAUUAAAAUGGUAUGCUCCUGAGUGUAUUUAUUAUUUCAAAUUCAGCACCAAAUCUGAUGUCUGGUCUUAUGGUGUAACCAUGUGGGAAUCUUUAUCUUAUGGACAGAAACCAUAUGAGGGAAUGGAUGGCCAAGAUAUAUUAAGAUUAUUCCGAGAGAAUCGACGUCUUCCAAAGCCUGAUAAUUGUCCCCAAGAAAUAUACCAGCUUAUGUGGAAAUGUUGGCAAUUUAGACCUGAAGAUCGUCCAACAUUUGCUGAAAUAUGUCAAACCAUGACAACCUAUUUUCUGUGCUCAAAUAUUUAAUGUAAAACAAGCCUGACAUUGGGAACAAUUAAGAGCCUUUAAAGGGUGAAAUAUGAUGUGGAUGAAGGUAACAAUAAAUAAAUGGUGAAACAAGAAGCAAGAAAAAUAUCAAUUGUUAAAGCUGAUGAUAACAAUGGUUGGAUAACAUCUGAUGAAGAGAUCGUGAAACUGGAUAAAAUGUACAAGAAAUGAACCUUUCCUUGUAUUACCAUCUUUAAUCAUGUUUGUUGUGGCCUGAUUGAACCAAAGGAAAAUGUCGUUAUGUUGAUGGCAAAAACCACAUCAUUAACCAUUGAGGAGAAGAACCUUGUUUUAAUUACAUUUGUUGUUAAUGAUGAUUUUGAUCAGAUGAUAAUUUAUAUGUUUAACUUGAUACCUUUUCUUUUUGUAUCCUGAUGAUGACAACAAUUAAAGUUGCCAAUUACAUUGCCAUCAAUCAUGUGAAGCUAAAAAAUUAGGUUGA
Messenger RNA from Tetranychus urticae (two-spotted spider mite), 5046 nucleotides. RefSeq lists its product as uncharacterized. Gene Ontology annotation, biological process: protein phosphorylation. NCBI's taxonomy places the organism in Eukaryota, Metazoa, Arthropoda, Arachnida, Trombidiformes, Tetranychidae. Gene Ontology annotation, molecular function: protein tyrosine kinase activity; ATP binding. The record is from RefSeq and is a predicted model, not a curated record.